Molecule: messenger RNA, 1340 nt
Organism: Tupaia belangeri chinensis (Chinese tree shrew)
Lineage: Eukaryota; Metazoa; Chordata; Mammalia; Scandentia; Tupaiidae
Gene: SPATA31F3
Product: SPATA31 subfamily F member 3
Exons: 5
Coding region: 96-1058 (320 amino acids)
Source: RefSeq, a predicted model, not a curated record
UUCUGUGAGGCAGAGAUGACAAGGUCUAGAAUCUGAGGCAUUAGGUUCUAAGACCCUGAAGCCUAUGAAGAGGGAUGCCUAGUGAAAUUUAGAUCAUGUUGAGUCCUACCUUUGUUCUAUGGGAUAUUAGAUAUCCUUUAUACACCUGUGGAUCCAUCUUCAUUAUUGCAUUAAUUAUCUGGAAAGUGAAAAAGAGACGCCGAGAAUUAAGGUUGGGACCUAAGAGGAGCUGUUGCCGGCAUCACCAAAGAGUCCAACAACAGUCUAAAGACAGAGUAUCAAAAGCUUGGAGAACUUCCCAGGAAGAAGCCGAGAAGCUGCAGAAGCUGCUCUCUGUCAUGAAAAGCCAGGGCUGGCUUCCUCAGGAGGGAAAUGUGCGGCGGCUCCUGUGUGCAGAUCCCUGCUGCCAAAUCUGCAAUGCUAUGGCUCUGGAGAUUCAUCAUUUGCUGGUAGGCGAGGACAAGAUCUCGCCCACUUUACUGGGGCCAUCACAGGACUCCUCCGGCCUGUCCAUAUCUAGUCUUUCUUUUGAGCAAAGUCAGGAGUUGGGUUCCCAGAACUCCAGACAACUUUCACUGGGAUCUGGAACCCCUAAACUGUCUCGAUUAGUGGAUCAAAAAUCUCUAACCCAGUCAGCAGCCCAGUCAACUGGUGCAGUCAGUGACCAAGAUUUCUGGGCUGAAGAUAUUCGACGAAGGCAGGGAUCUCAUGGACCAGAUGUGUCCCAGGACCUGGCAGCUUUGUCUUCUUCAGAACUUAAGCACCCUGUGAACCAGCAGAAGAGGAAGAACAACUCUACAUUUGUCCCGGAAAACCAAGAAGCUCCAGAAGUUGGCUUGGGAAAUAACGUGAAGCUAUUUCUGCACUGGAUUAAUCCGGAAGUGAAAGGUGAAAAACAUGAGGAAUCCACUCUUCUCUCUAAGAGUGAGACAGUGGCGACAGAUAAAACAAAAAAGCUUGGGAAGGGUUUAAAUCCCACCAAAGGCUCUGUUCAGGAAGCUAACUCAAAGAAGACAAUGAAGGAGGGCCGGAUCACCUUCGAUGCCCCCAGUGCCUAGACAAUCAGCUUCAGCAACACUCCCUUCAGUCCAGCCACUCCUGGGCUCUGUGCUGCUCCCACAACUGCUCCAAACUCUAUCCUCAACAGCCACAAAAUCAGAGAAUCUAUCCCAGGUCUCAAUUUUCACCUCAGCAGAAGACACUGGUUUAUACAAGGAGAUACCCAAGGGAGUUUGUAGGUCCCAAAACCUCUAUAUCCCCAUGAAAAAUGUUGUCACCAUUUCCAUUAGUAUGCAGGUGAAGCAAAACUUUCUCCAAAUAUACUCUAUACCUCUAAGAAA